Messenger RNA from Gekko japonicus, 1776 nucleotides. It is a transcript of the gene MYADML2, whose product is annotated as myeloid-associated differentiation marker-like 2. Bases 390 to 1295 code for a protein of 301 amino acids. The record is from RefSeq and is a predicted model, not a curated record. The transcript has 2 exons. Lineage: Eukaryota; Metazoa; Chordata; Lepidosauria; Squamata; Gekkonidae. Gene Ontology annotation, cellular component: membrane.
AGCAAUGUAGUAGAGCCACAGCUGCAUAGCUGAACUAAAAUAAAGGUCCUGUUAACCGUUUGGAGAAAGUGAUCACUGGAGGAAGAGAAGAGAGUGAAAGAGAUGCAUCAGGAGUAGACGGCGUGCAGACGCUGGCACAGCAGAGCUGAUGGAUCAUCACUGCCGCACACAAGAAGAGCAGGUCAAUACACUUACUGCAGAGGCAAGGCUGUCUCAAGAAACUGCUAGAACUGCAUGCUCAGUGGCAUAAAUAACUACCAGCAAGGACACUGGUAGAGGGAUAUGAAGCUUAUGCACGCUGCCACUCAAGCAUAAUUAUCCAGCAUCAAGCAGGGAUUUAACAACAGGCAGACCACAGACAACUUGAAUAGGAGGACCUGAACUUGAGAAUGGAGAACUCAGGAGGAAUGUACCUGAACAUGGCUGCAGUGACCUCUAGGGUGGGUGUUGCCCGACUGCUGCAGGCAGUGUUUGGAUGCACCACAUUCAGCCUUGUGGCCCACCAAGGGGGAUUCAAUGCAGCUUACGGCACUUUCUGUAUGGCUGUCUGGUGUUUCUGUUUUGCAGUCACCAUCUUUAUCAUCACUUGUGAGUUCACGAGCCUCCACAACUGCCUGAGCAUCUCCUGGGGGAAUUUCACAGCUGCUUUUGCCAUGCUGGCCACUCUUAUGUCCAUCACAGCUGCUGUCAUCUACCCACUUAAUUUUGUCCAGUUCAGCUGCCAUCCCAUCGGGUGCGAGAAGAGAGACUUCCGCAUAUCGGCUAGUAUCUUUGCUGGGCUUCUGUUUCUUGCAUAUACCACAGAGGUAUGUCUGACUAGAGCCAAACCUGGACAGGUGACCAGCUACAUGGCCACAGUUUCUGGCCUCUUGAAAAUUGUCCAGGCCUUUGUCGCUUGCAUCAUUUUUGGAGCACUGGUGAACGACAGCCAAUAUGAUAGGUAUGUGGCCACGCAGUGGUGCGUGGCUGUUUACGGCUUCUGCUUUGUGCUAACUGUAGUAGUGGUGAGCCUCAGUGUCACAGGAAAGACGACAACGCUGAAGUGCCCCUUUGAACGCUUUGUGGUCAUUUAUACAUUUGUGGCUGUCCUGUUGUACAUGAGUGCUGCAGUAAUCUGGCCAGUGUUCUGCUUUGACCGGAAGUAUGGCUCUCCACACCGCCCUUAUCAGUGUUCCAAAGGCAAGUGCUCCUGGGACAGUCAGGUAGUGAUUGCAGUGUUCACUUAUGUGAACCUGGUGCUUUACAUUGCAGAUUUAGCAUACUCGCAGCGUAUUCGCUUUGUCUCACGCCCUUGAUAUCCAGUCCCAAUGCUACAAUGCUCCCAUGGCCCAGAACAGCAACAGAUUUGGAAUGCUGACAUUCAGAGCUCACUAAGGAAUUAAACGUCAUCAAAAGAUCCUGGUUGAGAAGAGGCCAGCUACUGAAAAAGUGGGAUAGCUGGGUAGGAGAUUCUUGGUUCACAACUGAGAAGCCAUCCUGGUGCAAAAAGCCCUGAUGUCCAGCAGUAUGGAUCGGGAUCUACACCUGAGUCUCCUCAAACAAAGACAUUUUCAAAGCUAAGAAGAAACCAAAGCAAGGUGUUUAUUCAGACAGCUCGUGUGUGUGAGUGGUUUGAUUCCAAUCCAGAAAUAAAAGUGGCAAAUUGACAGAAAUAUUCAAGAUUUUCUUAAAUAGAUUUAACGUAAAUGGAUAUAUAAAACUGUUACAUCUACCCACCCCCACUACUGUACCUGUAUGCAUGCAUUUGCUGAAUCAGUUUGAUGAUCAGCGCUCCCC